Molecule: messenger RNA, 945 nt
Organism: Symbiodinium sp. CCMP2456
Lineage: Eukaryota; Dinophyceae; Suessiales; Symbiodiniaceae
Source: the annotation of a GenBank genome assembly
AUGCGCUUUGCCUGGCCGCCGGAGCUGCCAACACGCCCGGCGGCGCCCCGCGCACCGAGAGCGCAGGGCAGCGAGUGGACGGCACGUGUGGUGCUGAACGUGCAUGCGGCAGGGCUGUUGAUCGGUCGCGGCGGCAAGCGGAUCAAGAUGCUUCAGGAGGACUCGGGCGCCCAGAUGCAGUUCUUCCAGGGCACAGAUGCCCCAAAAGGCUUCGGCGAGGAGGACCGACUGGUAGAGCUCAGAGGGCCGCCUGUGGAGUUGCAGGACGGCCUGGAGCUGCUGCUCUCCGAGCUCGCGAGGGUCCCUGAGGCUUUGGCACCGCGCUGUGCGCAGCUGCUGGUCCCAGAAGACUUCAAGGAAGAAUGCUGCGAAGAGGCUCUCAAGUUUGGCGCCACCAGAGCAACCCUGGGGGCUGCCUUGGGCGACGGCGAGCGUCUCCUGGCCCUGGAGGGAGACACCGCUGCGGUGCGCGGCACGGCUGCGGUGGCGGUCACCGCGAUGCUUUGCAGGCGCCUUUGGAAGCCGGGGCAACCUCCCCCGAGCUACCGUCGACGCGAGGCGCUGAGGUCCGACUCGGAGCCGCGACCUGCGCUCCCGUCGCCCCUGUUUGCCAGCGCAGAGAAGGCGGCCCAACUGAUUCCCUGGAGCUUGGGGAAGCCAAGAGUCCGACGCGACGAUGGAGCUCAGAACUGCCCUGGCAGCCCCCCACGCCAGAAGGAGGACUCGAGUUUGCCGAAAUUUCCCACAAAACCAACUGUGGCAGAGGAUUUCGACCAUCUUUUUUUUGUACGUAGGUUGGUUCCGAUCUCUCCAGGGUUCGACUCUAAGAUCUGGAUUGCCAGACCCGAAGCCCUGGAGGGCCUCGCCCAUAUGCUCACGGAUGCUGCCAAACUGCUAAUCCCUGAUAUGCUGACUGGGAAGCCAAUCGUCCGUGGGGAGUUCUGA